Molecule: messenger RNA, 846 nt
Organism: Glarea lozoyensis ATCC 20868
Lineage: Eukaryota; Fungi; Ascomycota; Leotiomycetes; Helotiales; Helotiaceae
Product: HIT-like protein
Exons: 2
Coding region: 1-846 (281 amino acids)
Biological process (GO): single strand break repair; double-strand break repair
Cellular component (GO): nucleus
Molecular function (GO): single-stranded DNA binding; mismatched DNA binding; double-stranded RNA binding
Source: RefSeq, a predicted model, not a curated record
AUGUCAACAGAAAAGCCAGAGGAAGCAAUGACUCAAGAUGAGCUCAGUCAGGCUGGUCCAGCAGAUCCAUCAUCUUCACGGUCCCCGAUCCGCAACGCAUUCACAACCUUGAUGACCUCGAAGCGAAAACACCCUGAUUCUCCCCCAAGAAAGUCGCGCAAAUUACACUUCUCAUCCUCCCGUCGCGAUGGCCUUUCCGCCUACACCUCCCACCCCGAAUCCUACCCACCCACCGUCGUAAUCUUCCAUAACCCAGACUUCGUCGCGAUCCAUGAUCUCUAUCCGAAAAGCUCAGUACACAUGCUGCUGCUCCCGCGCUCCGAAAAGCAUACGCUACUUCACCCUUUCGACGCCCUCGAAGACACCAAGUUCCUUGCACAAUGUCGCGAACAAGCAGCACGAUUGAAGAAAAUAGUAGCGAAGGAGUUGCAGAGACGACAUGGUCGAUACUCCGCCCUUGAUGCGCCGCGGCAAGCUGUUCUCAAUGGUGAUGUGGAAUUAGAGGAUGGUCAAGAAAUCCCAGCAGGUAGGGAUUGGGAAAAGGAAAUCAUGGUCGGACUGCACGCUGUGCCAUCGAUGAAUCAUCUACAUAUUCAUGUUAUAAGUGUAGACCGGUUUUCAGAUUGCGUUAAACAUCGAAAACAUUAUAAUAGUUUUGCUACAGGGUUUUUUGUGCCGCUGGACGAUUUUCCUUUGGCUGAGGACGACAAGAGGCGGCAUCCGGGGAAAGAGGGGUAUUUAAAUGCGGAUCUGAAGUGUUGGAGGUGUGGAGAGACUUUUGGGAAUAAAUUCGCGAGGUUGAAGGAGCAUCUGGAGCUGGAAUUUGCGGAUUGGAGAGCCGAGUGA